UAACUUCUCCAUUUUAUUGUUUUUGUUGUUUUUCAUUCAUGUACUCAUCGUUAUCAUAGCGAGCUAACUGGUUGAUCUGGUUGAGAUAUUCUAUAUCUGUCGAGCUUUAUAGCUUGAGGUCUUCAAAUCCUCUCUUCUUUAUUUUCAUGAUGUUGUUAGGAAUGUGCGCCCCAUGAAAACUUUCUUUGAAUUCUUCCCAGGUAAUAUUGUUCUCAUUAGGGUGCAUCCGUAGGAUAUUUUCCCACCAUGAUGCAGCUGCUCCAGUUACAUAAUGUGUCUUUUAUAGUACCUUCUCAUGAUCUUAAUAUUGGGCAAUAAUCAUUUUCCUCUGUAUGUCGUGUACCCAGUUGUCUCCUUCAAGAAAGACUGACCUACAGGUCCGCCAGAGUGACGAACGCCUUCUAGAUGUCGUCCUUCAGCUUCAAGACCUCUUGGUGCGACAAGGCAAGGUCCAAAUCCAACUAUUGUACCUUUCCCUCCAGUAUGUCCUUGGCGGACCUGGCGGCCUCAGUAGCUUUGACGGCCUCCUUGAGCAUGACGCCAUGCUCCACCGCUUGCUUCUCGAGGGCGUCCUUGUGCUUCUGUUCCAGCUCUCGGAUUUGGAUCUCACACCCUAUCUGGAGGGCCGCCUCCUGGGCGGCAAGUUCCUCUUCACGGGCAUCAAGAUGGACCUUCGCACGAUCUUCUCAGCUUCGGCCUUGGUGAGGUGCCUGAAGACCUCGCUCAGUGAAGACACAAUGGCAUGCUCCCUAUCCUCACUGUUUCCACUAAGGGGUCAACUCUCACUUCCCCUUCGGCAGUGGCAAUGACGUCAUCAAUGGCUUCACCCAGGGAGAAGGCCUUGAGAACCACGUCACUAAGUAAGUUGAGGAAAUCCAAGUCUCGCACCUUGAUGUACCAGCUUCAUGGUAGCACCUCUCACAUUGAUGGGCCAACGGCUCUUCCGCUAGCAGCCCCCAUCAUGACAAAUGCGCCCUCCCCAAACGCUCUUGAAGAAGAAGUGUUCUCGGAGUCCGUUAACACUUCCACAAACGGGUUUCUUGCGAGCUGCCUUGGUGGCAUCGCGACCCACAUCCUCUGCAGCAACAAUCUGACUCGCUUCGGCGGCAACCUCCGUGGCGAUCUUCUCCACUCUGGCGGCAGCGCCCGUGCCAUGAGGUGGAGGCAAAUAUAUAAUAAGGAGAUUGUACUUAAGGAAGUUCCAGAAGAAAAAAAUAAAAAUGCAAAAUCAAAGAUUCCAACAAUGAGGGACUUACCUAUGGGUUCUUGUGGAGGAAGGGCAGCAACUCCUCCGAAUACAUCAGUUGUCAUCACUUGGCUGCGCACAACAUCGCGUGCCGGCGAGCCCUUAGUGCGAACAGGCUCAUCAAUGGAAUCCCUUGUCGUAGAGCUCCUCUCCGGGGUUGAGCAUUCAUGAGCCUCCUCCAGGAGCUAUGACUUAACAUGUGGUGAGAUGCAGGUUGUGUCAUCGACAUUUGUGCCUACAUUUGCCGUCGGGUGCGGAGGCAUAACCUCGCAUUGGGGGCUUACUGAUGGACUAAGAUCUUGGACCUCCCGCCCUGGUGCAUAGCUUGUCGUCUCCCCCAUGGUAGAUGCGGGUUUCGCCCUCUUAGCCAGCCGCUACACCAAGGUCUACUCAUCCCUGUCGGAAGGGCAAGAACAAGAUUGAGCGAAAAAUCAAGAGAGAAUGAAACAAUGAUUAAAAGGGACAUCACUCACUUAUCAUCCUCUUCCCCCGAGCUGAAGGACGACAAGUUCCACAUCCCCUUGUGGUGGGGAGAGAAGGCUCGUGGCGGAGUAGGCGCCCUGGAACAUACCGCCGGCUCACCAGAAGUGCUUGCGAGGUGUGUGGCGGCAGUCCACCUCGUCCGUCGCGGUCAAGAAACAUCGGCAGCAAAGUCCUCCUCCUCCUCCCUUUCGGUCUCGACCUCCAUCGUAGGAAUGCAAUGGACCGGCUCCCCUGUAACAUCCCAACGGAGGUUGAAUGUUCAGUUGGAUAUGUCGCGAACCGGGGGCUCCACAAGCUAUGGCUCCGCGACAACAUCGACGCAUGUGGCCCCAGCACCCUCGACGACAACGAGCUCCUCCUGCUGGUGCUAUGCUGGCGGCUCCUCGUCGCGCCCCUCUUCGUGGUCGUCCUCCUCUUCUUCUUAUUCUUCAAGCACGGCAGCCCUCGAGCUGGUGCGCCCAUGUUAAGGCCCGCUUCCAUGGCCCACCGCCCGAUGAACUUUAUUUAUGCUUCUAUGGUGGCAUAGAUCAUCGACCCUUCAUCCCUGAGUGGCGCUUUCAUCAUGUUGCCGAACCACGCCUGCACCACCUCGUUCAUCGGGCCCCACCAUGUGGUGUCCACCCUGUGCCUGUUGCAUGCCGACAUCAUUGCUACUAGCCCAUCCUUGCGGGAGUUGUUGCAAAGCGGGAAGAUGGGAGGUGGGAGUAUGAACAUGUCGUCUGGGUAGAAUAGUUGGUGGCAAAAAUAGAUGAGCUAUAGGUGGUCAGGUCGGCAUCGAGGUCGGGGCAUAACCGCAUGAUGUCGAUAGGACCAACAUACUGCUAGGUGUAAUGCUCCCUAUCCUGGACAGGAGCAAUACGCCUCGUGUGGAAAUUAGAGCCCACCAUCUCUAUGGUAAGCCUGACAGUCCUCGGCUUGGGUAUGUGAGCAAUUGGAUCUCCAACUUCUCAUCGUCCCAGGCAAGGGCGCUCCAUUCGUCCUUUUGGACGGCCUUUGAUUUACGGACUUCGCAAAAGGAGAAUAAGAGGUAGCUAGGCGAACGUCACAAAAGGGGAGGCAUGUCGCAGCUUUAAUGUCACCUGUCCCGCGAUGUGUUAAGAGAAUAAGAGGUAGCUAG
Molecule: messenger RNA, 2846 nt
Organism: Hordeum vulgare subsp. vulgare (domesticated barley)
Lineage: Eukaryota; Viridiplantae; Streptophyta; Magnoliopsida; Poales; Poaceae
Exons: 2
Coding region: 333-809 (158 amino acids)
Source: RefSeq, a predicted model, not a curated record